UCUCAAGCAUGAUGGGAGUGCAGGCUACUAAACAGAUUCCAAAGGCAGUUCCUGUUUUCUCAGGUGAUUGUUCAUAGAGAAGGAUAUAUCUUGGCAGUUUGGGCACUUAACGCAAGACGAUGGAGCAGAAUUUAUGGGUUCUUCUGUUAUUCCUUUCUUUUUUCACUUUAUCAUAUGGCUUUGCAAGCCAGGCAUGUAAAGACCUCUCUGUUAAACUCAAUGUGAUCCUUUUAAAUGACAGUGAAUCUGAAUGGAACUUGAAAAAAACAAAGCCAUUUAUCGAAAAAGCUUUGAUAGUAGUGGAGGAGGAUCUACAAAAUCACGGAUUCAAUAUCUCACUAGAAGCUUCAUAUCAUGGGUUUGACCCCCUCAUCUAUACAAAUAAAGGCUGCGCUGCAAGCACAUGCGAAGGAGUAGAAAUACUAAAAAGCUUAUUUGUGAGUAUGUUGUUUUUCAAUAAAGAUGGAUGCUUCACUGCUAAAUGUAGUUGUGACUAUGUGUUAAAAAUUGAACAAGAACACGUCAUUUUUUGUCAGCUUUGUUACUGA
Messenger RNA from Protopterus annectens (West African lungfish), 548 nucleotides. Its product is annotated as heat-stable enterotoxin receptor-like. The record is from RefSeq and is a predicted model, not a curated record. The transcript is spliced from 2 exons. The coding region runs from base 120 to 548 and encodes 142 amino acids. Lineage: Eukaryota; Metazoa; Chordata; Ceratodontiformes; Protopteridae.